Molecule: messenger RNA, 1152 nt
Organism: Musa acuminata AAA Group (dessert banana)
Lineage: Eukaryota; Viridiplantae; Streptophyta; Magnoliopsida; Zingiberales; Musaceae
Product: cinnamoyl-CoA reductase 1-like
Exons: 5
Coding region: 51-1052 (333 amino acids)
Molecular function (GO): oxidoreductase activity, acting on the CH-OH group of donors, NAD or NADP as acceptor
Source: RefSeq, a predicted model, not a curated record
UACGCUUCUUCCGGAUUCUGUUGAUCUCUCCUCCUCACGCUGAAGAAAGGAUGCCGAGUGACCUCUCCACCCUCGCCGGCAGCGGCCAGACCGUGUGCGUCACCGGUGCCGGAGGCUUCAUCGCCUCCUGGCUUGUGAAGCUCCUCCUCGCGAGAGGCUACACCGUCCGAGGCACCGUCAGGAACCCCGAUGAUCCAAAGAAUGCUCAUCUGAGGGCGCUCGAGGGAGCAAAAGAGCGGCUGGCGCUCGUCAAAGCCGAUCUGCUCGAUUCCGAUGGCCUGCACGUCGCGAUCAACGGUUGCGAUGGCGUGUUCCACACCGCGUCUCCCGUGACGGACGAAGCCGAGCAAAUGAUAGAGCCGGCGAUAAAGGGCACGUGGAACGUGAUGAAUGCCGCAGCCGACGCCGCAGUUCGACGUGUGGUGUUCACCUCCUCGAUCGGCGCCGUCUACAUGAACCCUAACCGCGGGCUCGAUGCCGCCGUCGACGAGUCAUGCUGGAGCGACCUCGACUACUGCAAGGUCACCGAGAACUGGUACUGCUACGCGAAGACGGUGGCGGAACAAGUCGCAUGGAAGGUGGCGGGGGAGAGGCGGCUGGACCUGGUGGUGGUGAACCCGGUGCUGACGCUGGGGCCGCUGCUGCAGCCGACUCUCAACGCCAGCACAGCCCAUGUGCUCAAGUACUUGACGGGGUCAGCGGCGACGUACGUGAACGCGGCGCAGGCGUACGUCGACGUGAGGGACGCCGCCGAGGCCCAUAUAAGGGUGUACGAGGCGCCGGAGGCGGAGGGCCGGUACAUCUGCGCGGAGAGCACGCUGCACAGGGGAGAGGUGGUCCGGAUACUCGCCAAGCUCUUCCCGGAGUACCCCAUUCCCACGAGGUGCAAGGACGAGGUGAAUCCCCCAAAGAAGGGCUACAGAUUCACGAACAAGAAGCUCAAGGACCUGGGAAUCCAGUUCAUUCCUGUGACGCAGUGCCUCUUGGAGACUGUCAAGAGCCUGCAAGAGAAAGCCCUUCUCCCCAUCGUCUCCUGUAUCUCCCACAACUGAUCCCUCGUCACACUGCUGUGGGCAGCUGCGCAUGCAUUAUGCCUACAUAUAAUAUAUAACAGUAAUAAUAAGAAAUAUACUGUCCAUAUAUUAACGACAU